This is a messenger RNA of Mizuhopecten yessoensis (Yesso scallop), 1275 nucleotides long. RefSeq names its product probable GPI-anchored adhesin-like protein PGA18. Bases 274 to 1245 code for a protein of 323 amino acids. The transcript is spliced from 6 exons. The record is from RefSeq and is a predicted model, not a curated record. Lineage: Eukaryota; Metazoa; Mollusca; Bivalvia; Pectinida; Pectinidae.
UGACUGGAAUAGCCAGGCCGAUAAACGUUAUCAGUGCUUUGUGGCGAGUCAAUCCUAUCAUAAUGAAGUGUUGCUACCUGUGCACAUGUGUUAAUAUAUAACGCGACAACACCAGGAAGUCAGGUCUGUCGGGUAGUUUAUAACGUGUAUAGGGCGGGGUAGGUCGUUACCGUUACAGUGGUGUGCGCGAAACCCAAACAGGACACACACGCCAACAUCUGCAAACAAGAAUUUUCAUCCAAGAACUACGUAACCGACCAACCAGGUAGUAUCAUGGUUCCACGAGCGAAACACGGUACCGUUCUGCUUUGUGUAGGAAUAUUUCUGUUUUGCCUGCCAAAUUUAUCAUCAUCAUCAUCAUCAACAUCAACGCAACAAACACUAACAACGUCGGAAACAAACGACCCAUCAUCAUCAACGACAACAACAGUACCAACGUCAACAUCCUCACAGCAACCAUCGUCUACCCCAACGACUCUCAUAUCAACUGCCCCAGCGACUCCCUCAUCAACUGCCCCAACGACUCCCACAUCAACUGUCCCAACGACUCCCUCAUCAACUGCCCCAACGACUCCCUCAUCAACUGUCUCAACGACUCCCUCAUCAUCUGCGACAACGACUCCCUCAUCAUCUGCGACAACGACUCCCUCAUCAACUGUCUCAACGACUCCCUCAUCAACUGCCACAACGACUCCCUCAUCGUCUGCCCCAACGACUCCCUCAUCAACUGCCCCAACGACUCCCUCGUCAACUGUCCCAACGACUCCCUCAUCAACCGCCACAACGACUCCCUCAUCGUCUGCCCCAAUGACUUCCUCAUCGUCUACACCAACGACUGUCUCAUCAUCUGCCGCACAGCCUUCCUCAUCAUCUGCCGUGCCGACUACUACAGUCACCACCGGUGCACCGGAGGAGUACCCCAAUACACCAGUAAACGAAGAAUCCUACUUUGAGUUGAAAAUUGCCUUCAGCUACAAAAACAGCUCGAAUGCAAGUACAAUUGUUGCGAAACUCAACACAGUGUUUAAAGAUACUCCAGGAUUUCUAAAAGUGACUCUGAAUGCGUCUCCGAAUAGAGUGAGAAGGGACACAACGCCAACUGACAGUUUUACAGUAUCUUUCGUCGCCGAUGUCAUACAAAACAACACUGAUUUUGAUUCAGCCAUUCAUCAGAAUGUUGCUAGGCUGAGUGCUGAUUUAACUUUCGAUGACAACAUUAACAGCACGAUUGAUACCUGUACGUAGCUCGAACCUGUUUGAAGGGGCUGGUCGGGG